Molecule: messenger RNA, 1182 nt
Organism: Polyodon spathula (Mississippi paddlefish)
Lineage: Eukaryota; Metazoa; Chordata; Actinopteri; Acipenseriformes; Polyodontidae
Product: tripartite motif-containing protein 54-like
Exons: 4
Coding region: 1-1182 (393 amino acids)
Molecular function (GO): zinc ion binding
Source: RefSeq, a predicted model, not a curated record
AUGGAGGGUCUCUGUAAAGAGCUUUCCUGCCCUGUGUGUUUGGAGCUGUUCACCCCGCCAGUGCUGGAACUACCCUGCUCCCACAACUAUUGCAGGCAGUGCAUUCAUGAGACUCUUAUCUCCCAAAACUGCACUCAUGUCAAUGGGAAAUUCUGCUGCCCCAUGUGCAGGAAGGUUAUCUGUUUGCGGGGAAGAGGAAUAACUGGAUUAAAAAGAAAUAUCUUUAUUGAAAAUGUACUAGAGAAAGUUAAAGAAGAGAUGGCAAAGAUCCAUGAGAGAGAACACAGUGUGAAUUCCCAAACAUGCAGGAUACAUGAGGAAGUGUUGAACCUGAUGUGUCUGGAUGAUGAUAUUCCGAUAUGCAGUAUCUGCAAAUUGUUUGGGGACCACAACACACAUGAAGUGGCCAGACUGUCUGAAGUUUAUCAGGGAAGGAAAAACAGUUUUAUAGAAGAGAUCACAAAAAUAGUUUUGAAAUCUGAAACUGCAACAAGAGUCUGCCAGGGACUGGAAAAGUUGCAGGAUGAGCUUCUUUCAACUGCUGAAGAAACAAAAGCAGUGAUCAGUGCAGUCGGGGAGAGCUUGUUGAUGGAAUUAAGAUUCAAAGUAUCAUCAUUAAAGAUGAAAGUGGAUAAGGAAAGCGCUGAGAAAUGCAAUGAACUGCAAUCCGCUCUGGAAGAAUUACAGGGAUCCCGACAAAUCUACAUGAAAAUGAAAUCCCUUCUGGAGGAACACAUCAAUCCCAUACAGUUUCUCAAAGAGGACAAGCAGCUGAAGAUUGAAGUGGCAAAGCUGUUAAAAGAUGGCCGUCCACUGCCUGCACCCCAGAGGGAUAACAUUUCAGUAGGGAAGUAUAUUGAAGAGCUAAUUAAGGGCAUAGAUAUUAAACAGGUGGCCAUAUCAAAAGCAGACGAUCUUCUUAUGAAAGUUGGUGAUGAGUAUGCAGCAUGGAGUUCAGGCUGUUCGAAUGCAGAUACAUCAUCUUACGAUGGCUUGGAUCAGAUAAUACGCAAAAUUAUGUCAAGUUUAACACUGAAGUCCAGUGAUGCUCACAAUAGUUUGAGCUGGGAAUGUCCGUCACCUUACUCGACCGGCAGUUCAUCUGAAGAUAGUUACUCCCCAGAAGAUGUUAAAGUUAUUACAAUAGAAAAAAAACUAUUUUUAAAUCCUGUGGGAUCUUGA